Messenger RNA from Arachis duranensis, 885 nucleotides. RefSeq lists its product as uncharacterized. The transcript has a single exon. The record is from RefSeq and is a predicted model, not a curated record. NCBI's taxonomy places the organism in Eukaryota, Viridiplantae, Streptophyta, Magnoliopsida, Fabales, Fabaceae. The coding region runs from base 1 to 885 and encodes 294 amino acids.
AUGGCCGAUAACGGAGUUCAUCAACUCACUCAGGCCGAACUUAUAGCCCAGAUGGCCGAGCUACAAGCAGAAGUCAAAAAACUCGCCAAACUAUCAACCCAGAACAGCGCCAGUAAACGAGAAUACGGUAAUUCCAAAGGCCCAACCCAAGGCAACACAGACCUAUUGAGCGUCAACCCACUAAAGGAGAGGCUGAUCUUAGCCAACCCGUUCUCCAAAGAAAUCACGAAUUACCAGAUGCCAAAAUAUUUUACACUGCCUUCCUCGCUCAAGCCAUAUAAGGGGAUUGGUGACCCCCGGGCUCACAUUAAGAAAUUUCAGUCUAUGAUGUUUUUUAACGGCCCUAAUAAUGAACUUAUACUUUGUAGAGCUUUUCCUACUUACCUUGAUGGAGCUGCUUUACUUUGGUUUUCAAAAUUACCUGCAGGGUCAAUCUCUUUUUUUGAAGAGCUAGCAAGGUCCUUCAUCGACUACUUUGCAGUAGCACGAAUUUACGUACACGGAUCAGAUUACCUCAGCACCAUCCGCCAAGGUCCACAAAAAAGUUUGAAAGACUACAUGACUAGAUUUAUAGAAGCAACCAUGGAGAUACCAGAUCUGAACCCUGCUGUCCACCUACAUGCCCUUAAAGCCGGUCUCCGACCCAAAAAGUUCAGAGAGACAAUCGCGGUCACUAAGCCGAAGACGUUAGAAGAGUUCCGGGAAAGAGCAGCCAGACAGAUGGAGAUUAAAGGGCUCCGUGAAGCCGAUAGAACAGAAAGAAAACCUAGAAGGGAGGAAGACAGAAUGCCAAGGUCGGCGAACAACAAAGAACCUAGAAAGCCAUUCAAGCUCACCCCAAAAUUCGACAACUACACCAGAUUCAACAAAAGAGGGAAAAGAUAA